Messenger RNA from Cornus florida, 5527 nucleotides. RefSeq names its product histone-lysine N-methyltransferase SUVR5. The record is from RefSeq and is a predicted model, not a curated record. Gene Ontology annotation, cellular component: nucleus. Gene Ontology annotation, molecular function: histone methyltransferase activity; zinc ion binding; protein binding. The transcript is spliced from 14 exons. Lineage: Eukaryota; Viridiplantae; Streptophyta; Magnoliopsida; Cornales; Cornaceae. The coding region runs from base 563 to 5098 and encodes 1511 amino acids.
UACCACCAUUUUCUUCAUAUCUUCUAGUCUCAUCUGUAUUUUUGCCUUACCCAUGCCAUUGUUAUAUAUAUAUGUAUACAUAUAUGUGUAACAUUGUAUAGUCAUGUUCUAUGACCUGGCUUUACCCUCAAAAUUUAUAAUACCCACUAAGGACAAACAAACAAGAAACCAAACAACCCUCAUGGAUUCAAUGUUUUUAAUUAAUCAACCCUUCUCGAUUAAUUGAUCUUUCGUUAGGGUAUUGAUGAUUGUGAUUUGUUACAUGAGUCAAUGGGUCAGGACUUUUGAUCCGGACCCACCUUUUGUUCUUGGGUCACAACACUGAAACACACCCUGAAUUAGGUUUGAGGCAUGUUUUGUACAUUGACGAUCUGUUAUGGGUCUUGGGUUUUCUUGAUUGGUGUUAUCCUGAGCAGGGUAAAUUGUUUGAUGCAUUGACAAAAGCUCGGAUAGACGAGUUAGAGUGCAAUCGCUUCGUGCAGAAUAAUUUCAAAGUGGAUGUGUGGGAUGUGGUUGUGAUGAUAUAGACAUUAUGUAGCAUUGCGUAUUUCACUGUGAAAUUAUGGAAGUGCUUCCUUGUUCUAGCGUACAUUAUGUUGGAGAAUCUGAUUGCCAACAACAGGGUUCAGGAACAGUUUCUGUAUAUGAUGGAGAAUCAAACUGCCUUGAACAGGGAGAACAAGUUCAAGUAGCGGAUGUUAAGGUGAAUGGCUUAACGCUAAAUGUUGAAGGACCUCAAAAAGAAAGACCAGGUGAAGCUCAAUGGAUGGUUGACGAAAUGCCUGCUUCAGAAGGCCAUUAUAGUGGACCUUCAUUUUUUGACUUUGAAUUGGAAAGCCAAAAAUUAUCUUGUGAUUCCCAUGAUUCUGAAGAUGAUAGCUUAAAUGCACAGGACCAGUACACAGAACCUUUCCUGACCUCUGAGAAUUCUCUUCUGAUCGGUGAUACUAUUGAAAGUGGGCUGCCAAAUAACACCAGGGAGGGAGAGUCUUCUCUUUCAGAACCCUUGUGGCUAGAACAAAAUGAACCCAUGGCAGUGUGGGUCAAGUGGAGAGGAAAGUGGCAAGCAGGAAUCAGAUGUGCGAGGGCUGACUGGCCAUUACCAACUUUGAAAGCAAAGCCAACUCAUGACAGGAAAAAAUAUGUUGUAAUAUUUUUUCCUCGCACAAGAAAUUAUUCUUGGGCAGAUGUGCUACUUGUCCGUCCAAUCAAUGAAUUUCCGCAGCCUAUUGCAUAUAGGACACACAAAGUUGGAUUGAAAUUAGUUAAAGAUUUAACUCUUGCCCGCCGGUUUAUCAUGCAAAAGUUAGCUGUUAGCUUGCUGAAUAUUAUUGAUCAAUUACGUAACGAGGCUCUGAUAGAAAGUGCUCGCAAUGUGUUGGUUUGGAAAGAAUUUGCAGUGGAGGCUUCCCGCUGUAAAGGUUAUCCUGAUCUUGGAAGGCUGCUUUCGAAACUUCAGAAUAUGAUAAUGCAUUGUUGUAUAAGUGCUGAGUGGUUACAACACUCUUUCCACUCUUGGUUACAGCGAUGUCAGGAUGCACAUAGUGCUGAAUCUGUUGAAUUGUUGAAGGAGGAAUUAGUUGAUUCUAUCAUGUGGAACGAAAUCAACUUGCUCUCAGAUGUAGCAGUGCAGUCUGAGUUGGGUUCUGAGUGGAAGUCCUGGAAGCAUGAAGUUAUGAAAUGCUUUUCAUUGUCGAAUCCCAUAUCUAGUGAUGGAGACAUGGAGCAGCAGAGUAAUGAUAGUCCUUUACCCACGGGGCUUCAGGUUAGCACGAAGAGGCCCAAGCUUGAAGUUCGUCGUGCUGAGGCACAUGCCUUCCAGGUAGACACCCAGGGUUCACAUCAGGCUGGAACUGUUGAGAUUGAUACUGGAUUUUUUGAUGGUCGAGACACUGUAAAUCCUGGUUCAUUAGUGCCCAAGCCUUCUAGAGAGGAAAUUAUAAUGGAGGAAGCAGCACCUACAGACUACUCUGGUAAUGCAGCUGGUAGAUGGGGUGAGAUUGUAGUUGAAGCGGGAAAUUCUGAUGUCAUUCAAACCAAAGAUGUCGAAUUGACACCUGUUAAUGGAGUGGUUGCUUGGAAAUCCUUGGAUACUGGGAAUAAACAUCGCCAAUGCAUUGCUUUCAUUGAAGCUAAGGGAAGGCAGUGUGUGAGGUUUGCAAAUGAUGGUGAUGUUUACUGUUGUGUGCAUUUGGCCUCACGUUUUGUUGGAAACUCUGCAAAAGCAGAAGCAACUCCACCUGUAAAUGCACCAAUGUGUGAAGGUACCACUGUUCUUGGUACUAAAUGCAAGCAUCGGUCUUUAUCUGGUUCCUCUUUUUGUAAGAAACACAGACCCCGAAAUGAUACAAAGAUGACUUCUUGCUCACCGGAGAAUAAGCUUAAGAGAAAGCAAAAUGAGAUUGUAAAUCGAUCAGAGACUGCAUAUUGCAAAGAGAUUGCGUUCGUGGGAGACUGUGAAACUCCCCUCGAAGUAGAUCCAAUCUCAUUCGUGGGUGUAGAAUCCCUCAAUAAUAGCUGCUUAAUUGAGAUGCCCGAGCAUCCCAGAAAAGAGUAUAACACCACUGAGAUGCACUGCAUAGGCUCAUGCUUACAGGAUGGCAGUGAUCCUUGCCUGGAAACUCCAAAGCGGCACUCGUUAUAUUGUGAAAAACACCUUCCAAGCUGGCUUAAACGUGCACGGAACGGCAAGAGCAGGAUAAUUUCAAAGGAAGUGUUUAUAGAUAUUUUGAAGGAUUGUUACUCACGGGAGCAAAAAUUGCAGUUACAUCAAGCUUGUGAGCUAUUCUACAGGCUCUUUAAAAGCAUCCUAUCCCUAAGAAAUCCUGUUCCCAAAGAAAUCCAACUUCAAUGGGCCAUAUCUGAAGCUUCUAAAGAUGUUGGUGUUGGGGAAUUCUUAAUGAAGUUGGUUUCCAAUGAAAGGGAGAAACUUGAGAGGCUUUGGGGUUUUAAUUCUAAUAAAGAUACACAGGUCUCCUCUCCUGUCGAAGAACCUGUUCUGAUUCCAGUGGUUAGUGAUAGUGAACAUGACAUUGAAAAUUCAAUCAAGUGCAAAAUUUGCUCUGAGAAAUUUGUGGAUGACCAAGCGCUUGGCACACACUGGAUGGACAGUCACAAAAAGGAAGCACAAUGGCUGUUCAGAGGUUAUGUUUGUGCCAUCUGCUUGGAUUCUUUUACUAACAAGAAAGUUUUGGAAACACAUGUGCAGGAGAGACACCAUGUGCAAUUUGUUGAACAAUGCAUGCUUUUCCAGUGCAUUCCUUGUGGUGGUCAUUUUGGCAAUCCCGAUCAGUUGUGGUUGCAUGUGCUCUCGGUUCAUCCUGCUAAUUUCAGGCUGUCAAAAGUUACUCAGUCUGUGGGUGAAGUUUCUCCACAGAAGUUUGAGCUGGGCAAUUCAGCUUCUGUAGAGAAUAACAAUUAUGAGAGUCAAGGGGGUUCCCGGAGGUUCAUUUGCAGGUUUUGUGGGUUGAAGUUUGAUUUGCUACCUGAUCUAGGCCGACACCAUCAAGCUGCUCAUAUGGGGCCAACUUCUGUCGGUCCUCGCCCCCCAAAGAGGGGUAUCCGCUUUUAUGCUUAUAGAUUAAAAUCGGGGAGACUUACCCGUCCUAGGUUUAAAAAGGGUCUGGGUGCAGCAUCGUAUAGGAUAAGGAAUAGGGGCAAUGCAAGUAUGAAGAAACGAAUCCAGGCAUCUAAUGCAGUUACUACAGGGGAAACAAAAGUGCUAUCUCAUGUAACUGAGGCAGCAAGUCUUGGUAGAUUGGUGCAAUCUCAGUGCUCAGCCAUUGCUAAAAUGUUGUUUUCUGAGAUCCAGAAGACAAAACCGCGGCCCAAUAACCAUGACAUCUUAUCUAUUGCUCGGUCUGCAUGCUGCAAGGUUAGCCUCCAAGCCUCAUUGGAGGAGAAAUUUGGACUAUUGCCAGAACGUUUGUACCUGAAGGCAGCCAGACUUUGCAGCGAGCAUAAUAUACUAGUGGACUGGCACCAAGAGGGGUUUGUUUGUCCUAAAGAAUGCAAACCAAUCACAGAUCCACAUCUGAUGUCUUCCUUGACGCCUCUCUUAAAUGGUCUUGUGGUUUCCAGAUCUGUUCUUCCAUCUGAGUCUGUGAACAACGAGUGGGAAAUGGAUGAAUGCCAUUAUAUUAUUGAUUCCCAGCAUUUUAGACAGAAUAUCAUGCAGAAAACCAUUAUCUUAUGUGAUGACAUAAGCUUUGGACAGGAAUCGAUUCCAAUAGCAUGUGUAGUGGAUGAAAAUCUUUUCGGGUCCCUUCACAUCCUUGCAGAUGACUCUAAUGGCCAAACUACUGUGUGCUCUAUGCCUUGGGAGAGCUUUAGUUAUGUCAUGAAGCCAUUACUUGAUCAAUCCCUAUGUCUUGAACCAGAGUGUUUGCAGUUGGGAUGUGCUUGCACACGUUCAACGUGCUUUCCUGAAACCUGCGAUCAUGUAUACCUUUUUGAUAAUGAUUAUGGAGAUGCUAAGGAUAUAUACGGCAAACCAAUGCGUGGCAGGUUCCCGUAUGAUGAGAAAGGGCGGAUCAUUCUGGAAGAAGGUUACCUAGUCUAUGAGUGCAAUCACAUGUGCAGCUGCAAUAGAUCCUGUCGGAAUAGGGUUUUGCAGAAUGGGGUACGAGUGAAAUUGGAGGUCUUCAAAACUGAGAAAAAGGGUUGGGCAGUCAGGGCAGGUGAAGCGAUCCUGCGCGGUACGUUUGUAUGCGAGUUAAUUGGGGAGGUUAUAGAUGAGCAGGAAGCAAACAAGAGACGCAAUAGGCACGACAGAGAAGGUUGCAGAUAUUUCUAUGAUGUCGAUGCUCACAUUAAUGAUAUGAGCAGAUUGAUUGAAGGGCAGGUCCCAUAUGUAAUUGAUGCCACUGAUUAUGGAAAUAUUUCCCGGUUUAUUAACCACAGCUGCAUGCCGAAUCUUGUGAAUCACCAAGUUCUUGUGGAAGGCAUGGAUUCUCAGCUCGUGCACAUUGGUCUCUAUGCAAGUCAAGAUAUAGCUGUGGGUGAAGAACUGACUUAUGACUAUAGAUACAAACUACUGCCUGGAGAAGGAUGCCUAUGCCACUGUGGAACUUCCAAUUGCAGGGGUCGGCUUUAUUAAAUCCUUGAUAAACUUGUCCCUGUGAGCAGCUGUUCACAUCACAUGCGAUUCUCUAAUAAGUAUGAUGUUGCACCAACCAGUGGUGUACCAGCAGAGUUUGUGUCCGGCUUUUCUCCACAGCAUUUUGUACCUAUGCGCUUAGUUCAUACACGACUUCAAGGAAAGUAGGAUUAAAUCUUAUGGUCAAAAUAGUCUUAUUUUGCAUUGUCAAUAGCUUUGCCCAGUAGCUUGAAUGCUAAUCAUUUUUUGGGAUACUGUUUUUAGGAAAUGUGGGUUCAAUUUUUUGUUUGAAAAUGAUGGAUGAAUUGUAAAUACGGGUAAAUUAGGGUUUCCUUUAUCAUUGUAAUUAAUGAUGCUUAUUACUUCCGAUGUUAGGAUUUUCAACUUAGGCAUGUUUAUAAAUGUUAACAAUCCAAGUCUUGUUCAAAA